AUGACGUGUCACACCCCAGUGAAGGUUUCUCUGGAACUCAUUGCCAUCUCUCCCGUUUCAGGUUUUGCAACCUCUGCCUCUGUGAAUUCGUACGAUGUCCGGAGAGUCGAAAUAACCCCGCUGGAGCAACGGAAGCUCACUUUCGACACCCACAGCCUCGUGCGAGACCUGGAAGCACAUGGCUUCGCAAAAGAACAGGCCCAAACGAUUGUGUCGGCGUUAAUGGCCCUGUCUACCGUCAGCUUAGAUACCGUCUACAAGGAUAUGGUAACUCAAGCUCAGCAGGAGAUAACUCUGCAGCAAAUCAUGGCUCACUUGGACUCCAUUCGGAAAGAUAUGGUCAUCCUGGAGAAGAGUGAAUUUGCAAACCUGAGAACAGAAAAUGAGAAAAUGAAAAUCGAACUGGAUCAAGUGAAACAGCAGCUCAUGAAUGAAACCAGCAGAAUACGAGCUGAUAACAAACUGGACAUAAACUUGGAAAGAAGCAGGGUGACCGAUAUGUUCACAGAUCAAGAGAAAAAACUCAUGGAAGCCACAACGGAGUUCCUUAAAAAAGAUUCGAGCACCAACAAGGCCGUAACGGAAGUCAGAAAUAAAAUCGACUCUGAAAUCGCGGCCCUGAAAACGCUCAUGGAAUCGAACAAGCUCGACACGAUACGUUAUUUGGCAGCCUCUGUUUUCACUUGUCUUGCGAUCGCUCUGGGAUUUUAUCGAUUCUGGAAAUAAAAGAAAGAGUCGCGGGAACAAA
This is a messenger RNA of Euleptes europaea (tarantolino), 748 nucleotides long. It is a transcript of the gene CCDC90B, whose product is annotated as coiled-coil domain containing 90B. Gene Ontology annotation, cellular component: mitochondrion. The coding region runs from base 1 to 726 and encodes 241 amino acids. The record is from RefSeq and is a predicted model, not a curated record. NCBI's taxonomy places the organism in Eukaryota, Metazoa, Chordata, Lepidosauria, Squamata, Sphaerodactylidae. The transcript has 8 exons.